Molecule: messenger RNA, 2401 nt
Organism: Drosophila elegans
Lineage: Eukaryota; Metazoa; Arthropoda; Insecta; Diptera; Drosophilidae
Product: polycystic kidney disease 2-like 1 protein
Exons: 2
Coding region: 85-2301 (738 amino acids)
Biological process (GO): detection of mechanical stimulus
Cellular component (GO): membrane
Molecular function (GO): calcium ion binding; calcium channel activity
Source: RefSeq, a predicted model, not a curated record
GUUACGAUGUUAAUCAAACCUCGUAGAUUAUAAGAGGUCUUAAAAAUAGUAAAUCUUCAGGUAACCUAAAUAAAACCCGUUAAAAUGAAUGUGAAGAAAGCCCAUUUGGCAAUGUUCGGGAUAACGAUCGGUAUAAUAAUAGGCUGCAUGGCAAUAAUCACGAUAUUUGUCGGCUUCAAACACGAGAUGGUCAAGUUCAAAACCAUGUUGGUGAGCAUGGUGAUAGUGCUGAUGUUCCAAUUCCUGAUAGGGGAUCCCAUAAAAUUUGUGGUCCUGGCCAUCGACAGGACGUUCUGGCCGCCAAGUCUCUAUAUUCCACCGCGCAGCGAUAAAGGAAAGGAGCACGAUCGCAGGGAUUUCUUGAAGCAACGCCUGAGCAGCCAGAGAGCCAAUUUGGGUAUAUCGUCGCAGUAUAGAAACUGGAAACUAAACGAACAGUACAAGCUGAUCGCCCACGAUCUCUUCACCUAUGGCCAGUACUUCCUUUGCCUGAUGUGCAUGAUCCUGGUGACGCGCGAUGAGACCCUCUAUCACAAUACCCGCAUCAUCAAGGAACUGUUUAUGAACAAUCACACCGAUUAUACGGGCCUGAAGGAGGUAUACUUUCUGAACCAGUUGUACGACUUCAUUGAAUCCACGCUGGUCAUUGCAUUCAAUUCGAACUCGAGCGGUGGAACUGCCACCGGUUGGGCUCAUUCGGAGCAGACGGUUCUCCUGGGAGUGAUUCGACUGCGCCAGCUAAGAGUAAUCGAUCCGGAUAUCGGGCUGAGUCCACCGCAAUUCUCCGAAAUGUACUACAUGCCCGAUUGGCAACUUCCCUACCGAAGACUGCACUAUGCGGAUAAAUAUUGGCGCAUCUAUGAGCCCUGGAUACCCAUCACGGUGAGCUUCGAGUUCCUGGACGGCCUGCUCAUGAACUUCGAUCAUGUGGGCUCCCUCAACAGUUAUCCGGAGCUCUCCGGCUACGUCAGUCUGCUGGCCAGGAGCACGGCGAAUAGCAUGAAGGUGUUGGACUACCUCAGCGAAUACCACUGGCUGACCCUGAACACCUCGGCGGUGUUCAUCGACUUCACGCUGUACAAUGUGGACGUGAAUCUGUUCAGCAUAUGCACGUUGCGGCUGGAGAAGACCCCAUUCGGGGGCACCGUGCCGGACGUUCAGGUGGAGAGUGCCAAGCUGCUGGAGAAUGUGGACCAGAUGCCAUUCGUGGGGUUGCUGGCGCUGAUCAUCUAUGUGGUGGUGUUCAUCCAGUUCGCCCAGUCGCUGGCCAUCAAACUGUGGUACGAACCGGAAUUGCUGCAGAGCAUUUGGAACAAGUUGGACCUUUUCAUCUUUCUGCUGAAUGUGAUGGUGGUGGUGUUAGUGGUGCUACGCGAGGCCCUGGUGGCCAAUAUGAUGAAGAAGGUCGAGGGUGCCAGCAAGAUGGAGUUUAUUGACUUCAGGCGGCCGUCGCGCAUGCAUCAGUUGACCACGAUCACAAUUGGCUUCCUGAUAUGCAUGACCACGCUGAGACUGUGGCGGGUCAUGCAGUUCUCCAGUGUCUUCGAGCUGUUCACCAGGACCCUCUAUUUGGCCUGGGCCGCGGUGGCCAGCACGGCCAUUGCCAUCGUUAUUUUCCUCAUGGGCUUCUGCUUCGCCGUGGUCACCAUAAACGGAAAUAAUAGCAACAACUUCAAUCGGUUUGUCAAGAGCAUGGUGAUGUGCAUGUGCUUUUCGUUUGGAUUUAGUGCCCAGGUCAAGCCAUCGGAAUUGUUCCAUGGUGGCAAAUGGCUGGGCAUUCUCCUAUACGGUGUCUUGGCCUUCGUCAUCAUCGUGCUGCUGAUAAAUGUCUUUGUGUCGCUGAUCAAUGAUUACUUCACCAUUGCCAAGACCAUGAGGGACUCGGAGAAGGAGCAUCGGAUCAAUUUCUUUGAGUUUCUGCGCAUUGAGUUCUCGGGCUUCUUUAAUUUCAUCCACAAUUUGCCCUGCUGCCGGCGAAAUUACGUCCGUAACAGGCGCACGGUGGCGGAGAAUGUGAGCCGGAAACUGAAAGCCAUUGAUGCCAAGACCAUGAUGCAACAGAGGCAACGGCGGGGCUAUCAAGAGGCUCACCGACAAACGGACGAAGAGGCCGAGGUGGUGUACAAAGAUCGUGGCGAAAGGAUAAUCAACGUGGGCAAUAUCCUGAACACCCAGUUAACCCUGCUCAGCAUGCUCCUGUUCGACGAUGAUGAUGUAGAUGAAGUUCAGCCGGAAACCCAGGAGUCCAAAGAGGCUGAGGAGAACGAAAAGUCCAAAGACAAGGAUCAAGCAGAGGCCUAAAAGGUGGAUCUAGUUGUUAACUUUUAACAGAACAAGUUUAUUAUUUGUUAAAUUGGGUGCUUUUGUAAAUUCGUUGAUUGAAUAAAGAAGAAUCAGUGUA